AUGGACCUGAGCGCGGCCGCCGCGCUGUGCCUCUGGCUGCUGAGCGCCUGCCGCCCCCGCGACGGGCUUGAAGCGGCCGCAGUGCUGCGAGCGGCGGGGGCAGGGCCGGUCGGGAGUCCGGGGGGAGGCGGCGGCGGCGGCGGCGGCGGGCGGACCCUCGCCCCGGCUGCGGGUGUCUCCGCUGCCCCGGCCGCCGCAGCUCCCGGAGCCCGCGCCGGGCGCCGGGCCGCCGGCUCCGGCUUCAGGAACGGCUCGGUGGUGCCGCACCAGUUCAUGAUGUCGCUUUACCGGAACCUGGCCGGGAGGGCUCCGGCCGGGGCAGCCGCCGCCUCCACCUCGGGCUCUGGCCGCCACGGCCGCGCGGACACCAUCACCGGCUUCGCAGACCAGGCGAACCAAGACGAAUCGCCCGCCGAGACCGGCCAAAGCUUCCUGUUCGACGUAUCCAGCCUUCCCGACACCGACGAGGUGGUGGGAGCCGAGCUGCGCGUCCUGCGCCACGAGUGCCCGGAGCUGGGCCCAGGCGGCGCCACUCCCCCGCCGCUGCUGCUGCUGCUGUCUACCUGCCCCGGGGCGGCCCGAGCGCCCCGCCUGCUGCACUCGCGGGCCGCCGAGCCCUUGGCCGUAGCGCGCUGGGAGGUGUUCGACGUGGCAGACGCCGUGCGGCGCCACCGCCAGGAGCCGCGUGCCACCCGUGCGUUCUGUCUCUUGCUGCGCUCAGUGGCCGGUCCCUCGCAGGGCCCGCUGGCACUGCGGCUGCUGGGUUUCGGUUCACCGGACCGGGGCCGCGUAGCGGCGGAAGAGCGCGCUCUGCUUGUCGUCUCCUCCCGCACGCAGAGGAAGGGGAGCCUAUUCCGGGAGAUCCGCGCCCAGGCCCGCGCGCUCGGGGCCGCGCUGGCAGCGAAGCCGCCUCUUGACCCGGGACCCGGCACUGGGUCGCCCACGGCGGUCAUCGGCGGUCGCAGGCGGCGGCGGACGGCGCUGGCCGGGGCGCGAGCGGCGCAGGGCAGCGGCGGGGGCGCGGGCCGGGGACACGGGCGAAGGGGUCGGAGCCGCUGUAGCCGCAGGCCGCUGCACGUGGACUUCAAGGAGCUGGGCUGGGACGACUGGAUCAUCGCGCCGCUGGACUACGAGGCGUACCACUGCGAGGGCGUUUGCGACUUCCCGCUGCGCUCGCACCUUGAGCCCACCAACCACGCCAUCAUUCAGACGCUGCUCAACUCCAUGGCUCCCGACGCGGCGCCGGCCUCCUGCUGCGUGCCCGCGCGCCUCAGCCCUAUCAGCAUCCUCUACAUCGACGCGGCCAACAACGUGGUCUACAAGCAGUACGAGGACAUGGUGGUGGAGGCGUGCGGCUGCAGGUAGCCUGCGGGCCAGGCCGGGCCAGGGAGGGGCAGCCGCGCCACCGAGGACCCCCUGCUGCGGCCGGGGUCUGUCGCCGAGCGUGGGUGCGCAUCAGACUCUGGCCCCGCACCCGCACGAGGGAGGGGGAGCGCACGUUCACACUCACACCCACACACUCGUUCACUCACGCACGCAUUUAUCUUGGGCACCAAAGCCCUGGGAAGAGACGACCUGACGCUACCAAGCCGAAUGCGUACUCAGCCAAGGCACCAUCGCAUCCGCUAUCCCCUUUCGGAGGGAGGAUGGUGUUUGUGUUAACGUUGCAGUAACAGGCCCUAAAUGGGGGUAGAAAUGAGUUAGGGAAUUGGGGGUUCUAGAAUGGGUGAAUUAAUGGGAGUACGGGAGUAGGUUUAAUCUCACCCCUUUUUGUUUGAGGCUGAGUGUGGGGGAACUCCGGACUGGGUGGCUGGGUGCUUGGUGUUGCACCUGGGACAGUCAGAACGGCUGUCAUGCCCUUUCUGAAGGUUUUGCGUUGCAGGGAGGUCAUUUACUCUGGGAAGGAACCGGUGCGAAAGGCAUGUUUAUUCUUUAAUUGAAAAAAUCUAACAGGCGCCUUGAGUUUUGAAAGGGAACAUUUGUCCAAAAGAAUUCAUGGUGGAACUACCCAGAUCCCUGCAAAGGUCAGCACUACCCUUUUUAAAAAAUCAGUUCCAAUUGGGAAUGAUCUAGAAUGUGGAAAGAAAUGUUUUUCUUUUAGGGGAAAGUGAAGUGGAGGGGAGGUUUAUAAACGGCCAGUCUGAACUGAUACGAACUUGGGGGUGGGAUGGUAUGUGCCGGGUUCUGAAGCUCCUAGGUUGGGCAGCUCAGUGUGUAGGGGUGCCUUGGGGGGUGCUGAGGAGGAGGCUUAGUGCAGUGGCUGUGAAUGGGGAAAGGCAGGCAGCCGUGCUUUUCCUAGAGACCUGCCAGGAGGUUUUGCUGAAGAGCUGGGAAAGAGGCUCUUAGGGCUUGGAAAGAGGUGGGGGAGGCGUCCUGGGGCGGGCUUCUGCGGAAGACUCAGGCUUUUCUGCCAGGUAGGCACAACCCUCUCCAAAUGGUGUGCUCAGAAUGGGCCAACAUGUGCUUGCGUUUAGCUAUCAAGUCUGUGUUGGCUUUUACACGCUUUCGCUGUGUUGUUGCUGUAGGUUUUGGCAGUGCGAUAGUAACGGGAAGUGAAGCUACACAAAAGUGCUUUUGUGAGAUUUCAGCUCCGCACAACCCAGUGGUUCAGAGCAGGAGGAAGCCCCCCCCCCAACUUCUGCAGCAGUAGAGGGGCAUUAGGGCUUGGCUGUGGCCCCUUGAGAAGGGCGGGGCCUUUGCUCAGUGAGGCCCUUUGCGCGUUGGGGAGGACAGAGGUGGAAGCGUCUCCCCCAGUCCUGUCUUUGUCUCAUUGAUGAAGUACACUACCUGUACUUGCACAGGGAAGCUAGAACACGCCAGGCUACAUUGUUUUAUUUGGUUCAUUUCUAGUUGGGAGUCCUUUGUGGCUUUGUGUGAGUGGUUGACAGAGGGAGAAGAAACAAUUUGGAUUCCACCUGUCUGGGACUCUGAGGGCUUCUUUGAAAACCCCUGCACGCGCCCACCCCGUCCUCCUCUUGAAGGUUGUGUGGGCUGUUGCCUUUGGGGUCCAUUCUACCCUUGUCUUGGAUGCUAAGGUCCAGAUGAGUCAUACGAAUUUUAAUUCUCAGUGAUCAAACAUUCAAGAGAGAGGAAAACUAAACAUUUAGAUAUAGCUAAUUUAUUUAAGGGCCCCACCCGAGUCCAUGCUAUCCCGUAAAAUUCCCCCAGAGAAAAAGAAAAUACAUUUACAAUGUGAAUUUAUGUGCUGUAGUUAUCUGAGUCGCUAUAAAUAAUGAGAAAAGGAAAGUCUCUUUAGGUCAAAACACACAAAAUUUCUGAGGUGGCCGCUAUGGUACGCUUCCUCCCAAUUUCAGUGACCGGUGGUCCCUUUACAUUUAUGGAUUUUGCCAGAGAAGCUUCACAUUCCUAAACUGUUUUUAAUAAUUGCAUGGCGAUUGGUCUGUCAUAGCGAAGAACAAAAAAGAAUGACACUAAAAUAUUAAAGGUUGUAGUAUUCGAAGUUUUAGAAAGGGAGUUAAUGAAAAAACUAGCUAUACUUUGAAGAAAUUCUAGGUUAUUUAAUAUCUUGGACAAAAGGAAACAUUCUGAUUCUUUUUUAGCGACUAGGAAAAACAAGGUUUUUGAGAGGACCUGUUUUGACUUAGCCUGAGCUUUUUGUGGCAGGAAAAAUAUGUCCAUUUUCUCUGUUUUGUUUUUUUUUUUUCUUCUUCCCCUGAUGACCUCUUUCUAUCAAGAUGUGCUGUAAGUGGUGUAGAAGUAGGGGUCUUCCUGCAUCUGGAGUCCCGCCUGCAUGUUGGGGUGGGGGGAUGUCCUUGGGCAGUGACAGUUCCUCUAAUGGUCUCGAACUCCCUCAGUGUGUCCUUGGUGACUGACUAGAAGUGAUGUCUCCAGGAAUUGCUCUGGAGCUGCCUGUCACCCCCCCAGGGACCACCUGUACCUGCCACCACUCUGCUCCGGCCUCUGGCGUCUCAGAGUUAAAAGUAGGUGAAUGGAGGAGAUGUGUCACACUUUGUAGAAAUGACAGAAGGGCCACCACAUGUAGAGGCAGACGUGUUUUUGCUGCUAUGAUGUGGUCUGAGCUGCUUUGCCAGGAUUCGGAGAAGGAUUCUGCUGGCACGGUCGGCCCUACACUGGCUGUAUCUUCUAGGCAAGGGGGUGCGGGGCUGAGUCCCUCAGCUAGAAGCCCUGGUCCCCACCCAUGGGAGAGCUGUCUGCUCGCAAGCAGGGAUUCAGUGUGUCAGCACUGUGGGCGAAAGCAGUGCCCCCUUCCCAACUCAGGUUCCCCUGGGUCUGGGGCCACCACAAUAUUCUUCCUCAAUUCCCGCGAAUUUUCCAUUCUGUUGGGGGAGACCCGGGCUCUUCUAGUUGAGACCAUAUGAACUGCUCCUUCCUAAUAGAGAAUAGGGUGGGCGUCCCUGCUUGGGGAGCACAGGGCAGGCCAGCUGGGGCCCACGCAGGUUGGUGCUGGGUCUGCUAAACACGAAGACAGUCCGGUCACUGCUGCUGGAACCAGGUUUCUGUAUCAGGGGAGACAUUUCCAGUGGCGGACACUGCGCUCACUGAUGCCCAAAGGCUCGCCUUGAAUUCUGGCUUUCCAAGCAGCAGGGUCAGGUCCGCCGGAGAGGGUGGCAGGCUCUGCUGUCUCAGCUGGAGCUCUGCCCAUUCCUCAUGCACAGACUCCCCUUCAGCCUAGUGUGCCGCCAUUUUGGUACCACAGUGGCGUGGGGGAAGAGACGAGCUGUGGAUUGUGUGAUGUCCAGUCAAAUCCGGCAAGCCCAGAGCAGUGACUGCUCCCUGACAGUCUCCUGGAAGUGUCAGCAGGAGUGGGGACCUCACUGUCAGUGCUAAAGGGAGUACGGACCACCCUGUGGCUGUAAUCAGAGUGUAACUCAAAUCCUACAAGUCAUUUAUCCUGUUUGUAAUUUUAUUGAAACUCGUAGCAGAAAAUAACCUGGGAGUGUAGACCGAUUCUCUUCCUAAAGUGGGGAGGAAAAUUGAAUUCUUUCCAGGAGAAGCUUGUGCACAGAAAAAGGCAGACUCUUGCUUUGCUCGAAUCUGGUCUCCAGCAAAUGGGGCGAGAGGAAGAAGCAGAGCUACAGCCGUCUGUGGGACACAAACAUCAUGGGGGCCUCGCCGAUCACCUGAGAACAUGUCGAUGGGGAUGGGGAAACCUCCCCAGGCUCAGAAAGCAGGGCCCUCUCAGCGGUCCUGGGCCAGGAAGCCUCAAGCAGGUGCCCAGUGGGCUGGGAGGACCGAGGGUCUGGAAAGCAGCCUUCUGUCAUUGGCAGGGAAAGACCUGCGUGGUCCCCUCUGGUGUCUGGAUUGGGAAGGGAGGAGAGACAGCUGACAAGUGAGCCCAGCAGCUGCAAGAUGUUGGGAGUGAGAAGGGAGGGAACUAGCCCCCUCUGAGGGAGGUCUGAGCAGCACUGGUGUGUCUGGGGACUUCUGCGUACCCAGGAGGGGACCAUUCCACGCUGUCGUCUGCUGCUCACCUGCUGCAGGGUCACUUGGGGGCUAGAGCUCCACCUCCUGAGAGGUCUGGGACAGUGGUGGGCGGCCACCUCUGUACCCAGAGCUUCCAUUUCUGUUCCUGUAAAAUGAGAAGCUCUCCAGUCCCAUAGUUCUAGGGUUCUAGUUGGUCCAAAAGCGCACUAACAUAGUUUAAAGGCAGAGCAGAUGUGGCCGUUCCUGGAAAGUGUCCCUUCCCCACCCUAGAGCCACUUCUCACAAGUAUCACAGCUCCUGCCUAGUGUACGGGUGUGUGUCGAUUACAUUCCUGGCCUCUUUUGGUGCCUCAUAGAUGUGGCUUUGAUUUCCACCUGGGUCACAGCAGGUGCAGGGGAAGCCAAGAUCUCAGGGGUAGGGCUCAGCUCACCAAAGCCACGAUCUUUCCUGUGUUCCAAGUGAAGAGCCCCACCAACCCGGCUGGAGCUCCCCCAGGCUCACACGGCGGGGGUGGGGGUGGGGUAGAAUGUUCUGGACCAAAUCCUGGGACAGCUGCCACCUGCUGCUGGUGCCUCUGUGCGAGCAGCGGGAGCAAGCAAGCCCUGGUCCUACUGGGAGCCCGGCAGAGAUCUGGGACUGUCCCAGAGUCCCCGAACCAGGCAAGCAGGGCUGCGUAAGGGGGACAGGCCCCAGCAGGUCGCCGCAGUUCCCCAAACCCCCUUCACUACCAUGCCCGUGUCUGGUCCUUCUUGCUGGAGGAGUGACCCUCCUUAACAUUAAGCAACAGGGAGGCAUCGAAAAGAGGUUAUUUCUAAUUUUCAGGUGCUCUGUCCUUUGCGCUUAGAGCCCUCUGGCCGUUUAGGCUGGAGCAAGCUUCUUCCUCUUUUUGUGUCAUUUCUGGACUUUCAUCUGUUAAAUAGUUAAAUACCAAUGGGGCUGAAGGUGAGAAAAAGCCUGUUCUUGUCAGGAAGGCCACACGUCUCCACCCUGGACAGGUGGAGUCACCUGUCCAGAUGGCAGCUCUAGGAAGAGGGCAGGAAGUUGGUUUAGUAAAUCAGUGGGGACAACGGAGGGCUUGAUGCGUGCAGUGUGGGCUCUGAUUAUUGUUCAGGGGUACUCUCUGCUCAUGAGGCGCGCACACCUGGCGUCACCGGAGCCGGGCUUCUUCUCCCCCGACCCCAGAGCUGCCAGCGCAGGGGCCAUGCCUGAAACCGUCCUGGGACUUGGCCAUAGGCCUCCUGACUGGGCAGAGUUGGGGGGCACUUCACGGUGGCCACCGCCCGUUCUGCCGCCCAACAACCCAGGGAAGGGUGGAGUCAGAGCAUGAGGUCACAGAAAAGCUGGUCCGUGUUUCCAGUUGUGCUUAGAGCUGUUGAAAAGUGCAAGGGCGCCCUCCGAGCGGCACGACUGGUGGGCGAUGGUCUGCUUGCUUCUGCCUGUGCCUACCUCUGGGGAGCAGUCCUCAGGCCCCUCCGGCAGGGGUGGGUGUGCGUGUGUGCAGAGGAAGGGGCUGGUGUCUCCCGCUUCACAUGCCCCGACAUUGGCGAGAGGACUGCUGUGUGCACGGAGACUUCUGCAAAGGGGUGUUUUCUGUACUCAGGUGAGUCUGUGGGCAGGACCGCUUUGCACGCUGGCCUAGAAGACACUUCCUCCCCCUAGGUUAGAAGCUCUUCAUUCCAGACAGGCCCCUGAGGUAAGAGCAAUAGUGCAGACACUCUUUCUCUUUUUUCUAAGCGAUAGGAAGCUGAAAUGAGUUGUUUAGAAAAACAAGGACAGGCUUCUGAUGGCCGUGUCCCAGGCACCUUGCGGCUGGGUAGCACAGCCCUUCCAGGAGGUGGCCAGCUGCUUGGUUUCUCCAUUUCUAUUCUAUUCCACCAUCUUUCGAGCUGUUGGUGAACAGGAGCGUGGUGCGGGGGCAGCUGGACUGGGCCGUGCAGGAGGAGGGCUGGUCUUCUUUGCAAAAUCCUCCUGGCGCUGCUCCAUCUGACCCACCGGUCAUGGCAGUGACCACACCCAGCUCCUGCGACAAGAGCCGAGGGCCGGGGCGAGAUGCCUGUGCUAAGCCCACAUCCUGCUCAGACACUUAGUGGCAGAACCUAGAACCUUGUCUGAAGCUUCUGGGGCUGAGGUGUGCCUGUGUGGUUGGCAGAAACCAGAGGCCCUGUAAGGCUUAUUCAUUGGAGUGUUGCUGAACGGGCGGGGACCCCAAUCCCAUCUGGGGCACCCAGACUAACCGGCCCCUGAGGCCCCCCCACCCCGGCUGCAGCACGGGAGGGGGCUUGGUGGCCCGGUGCCUGGGCACACAACCCACAGCCCUCUUACCCAACAAGCCCGGCCUGUCGCAGACCGCACCUGUGGGCAGCCCUCGCCUGCACUUGUCAGCCGAGCGCGUCUGAAAGGCAAGCCUGACAAUGUGCCGGGGAAGUCUUCCCUGGUCUGCGUGUUUCUGUCCGAGUGGCCGGAGGCUGCUGGGGGCAGAAGACGACACGUGCAUCCCAGGAGUCCUGAGGCUUCCCUGGGGGCUCCGGACAGCAGCAGCGUGCCUGGGGAUGAGCAGGCUGGCUGGAGGGCUCGGUGCACCAGCAAGGAGGGCUUCUUUUUCUCUGCAAUUUAUAUUUCCAGGUCAGGGCCUAUCAGAGUCCGAGGAAAGCCGGCCAUGCAGCAUGCUGUUUAGAAAAUGAUGAUACAUGUUGGGAGAAAGCAAGAAUGUAUUUCCUGGCUGGGAAAUCCUGGAGGGUUCCAAGCCAGGCACAGAGACUCUGGAAAGCCGAGCUUUCAGAGAGCUCCUCUGGCUGUCUCCACCUCGGAUAAGUCACCGUCCGAACAUAAGCUUCCUUACGGUAACUGCUGUUCUGUUGUCAUGGCGGUUGUUUGGGGUGUUUUGUUUUGUUUUUUUGUAGUCCACUGUUUAUGGUAGUGUAAACAGCUUCUGUGUUUUCUGUGACAAAGAAUCAUAACUGAGUCACUUUAGGUCUUUCAGCUGGAAGUAUUUUGCCCCCAAAAAGUUAAUGCAUUUUUUUUUUUAAACAAGGAUUAGCAUGCUGACUGCAGUUUGCCGUUCAGCGGAUGAGAAUAGAGGAUUCUGAACAGUUUGGAAAACUUUAAAAUAUAUAUAUAUAUAUGUAUGUAUAUCAAGAGGUUGCUGCUGAACCCUGGCACCUGGCUCACGGCGUGCCUCCGUCUGCGUGGGCAGCAGCAUCUGACACGACGGGUGCCCUGCCUCUUAGCCAGCACCUGGACUCUGCCGCCAGUACUGUGGUUCUGAGGAAACGGGCAAAACUCGAAGUGACAGUAGUGCCAUCACAGCUCCAUACGCACACUCCCUCCGCAGCUGAAGACAGGAGGUAUUAUGGGGGGGGGCGAAGUCCCUUUCACUUUGCAAGGAUACCCACUAUUUCUCGGCUUGCCUCGGGAGAAAGAUGGGGAAAGUGGUGAGAAUUGUAAACUCAUUGAAUGCAAGCUGGAAUGUCUUCCUGCUCUGGUUUGGCCAGAGCAGAGCUCCGAGGCUGGGAGGCCCUGAGACCCAGCCAUCUCCCCGCUGCUCUGCCGGGCGGCUGCGGCAGCAGGAGCUCAUGUUGUGAACGCUGCGCCCGCCCAGGCCGGCUGACAGGGAGCUCAAGGUCAGGCACAAACCCACUGUGUAUACGUAUUCUCAAGUUUAAAUAGAUUGUACAUAUCGGAAUGUAAAUGAACUGUAAAACAGCAAUCUCUAUUUUUCUUGACAGUUAUAUAGCAGUAUAUAUAUUUCUUAAACAUGCUCUUGUACGCUCUUCCUUAACCAUUUUAAUAUUUUGUACAGACAAGUUGAUUAAAUAUUUUAUUGAUGGA
Messenger RNA from Lutra lutra (Eurasian river otter), 9234 nucleotides. It is a transcript of the gene GDF7, whose product is annotated as growth differentiation factor 7. Bases 1 to 1365 code for a protein of 454 amino acids. Gene Ontology annotation, biological process: BMP signaling pathway; SMAD protein signal transduction. The record is from RefSeq and is a predicted model, not a curated record. The transcript is spliced from 2 exons. NCBI's taxonomy places the organism in Eukaryota, Metazoa, Chordata, Mammalia, Carnivora, Mustelidae. Gene Ontology annotation, cellular component: extracellular region. Gene Ontology annotation, molecular function: growth factor activity; cytokine activity.